Messenger RNA from Nicotiana tabacum (common tobacco), 2654 nucleotides. Lineage: Eukaryota; Viridiplantae; Streptophyta; Magnoliopsida; Solanales; Solanaceae. The record is from RefSeq and is a predicted model, not a curated record.
UUGGAGCUCUAGAAAAGGUCUUAAAAGGGAAAGAUCCAAAUCAGCAAAAAGGUUUUCUCCAAUUUCCCACCCAAUCGCGAAAUCCCCAAGAACCCUUUCCCCAUACAAUUAAUUUCGUGUGAUUUCGUCGAAAUUCACCCCGCCUUUUCAUAUUCUUGUUCCCUUUUCCUCUCUGAAUCUGUAGUAGUAUCAUGUUUUGUUUAUUGAACUUUCGCCGUUUGUAUUUUGGCAUGUCUCUCUGUUUUCCUUUUUUCCAAUUCAACAUUGUGAUAAUCCAUUCCAUGCAUACAUGAUUUGCCAAAACUUGUCAACUUUCUACUACUUCAAUGGGGGCUUUAACGAGUUAUCGAAAACGGGGUGACGAUUUUUUCACCUUGAAUUACAAAACUCCAGUUUCAAACGUUGACCCUCACAUUUCCAAAAAACCCAGGCUUUCUAUGAACCAAACAACACAAGAUCACAGCAAAACAUCAACAGUCACAAGGCUUUUCACCAAAUACCCAUCUUCCAUCACUCCCAUUAAAAGAGAAAUUCAUGCUCCUUGUAGAAGACCAUCUUCUUCGAGAUUUGGAGGUGGGUCCCACUCAAUAAUGGGGAAUUUCCUAGUUCGGCAGUUAUAUAGAGCUAAAAGAAGCGCUUUUAAAACCUUCAGGUACGUGAAGAAAAAAGAUAAAGAAGUGGUCAUAAACAUUGAUGAUGAUGAUGAUGGGGAUUCGAAUGUUGAGGAAUUGGGAACUGGGGUUGUUCCAAAAACGGGUCUUUUUGACGGGUCGGGUCAGAGACGGAAGGUGAGUAAUGCCAAAACGGGUCUUUCUAACGGGUCAGGUGGGAGAUGGAAGGAGAGUGAUGAUAUUAUUGAAAUAUUGGAUAAUUCUGAUGAUGGUGUUGUUACGGAUGUGCAGCUUCAGAGUUCUUCAGUUGUAACAGUGUCCGAUGACGAUGUGAAUUUGUUGAAGGUGGAGAAUGCAGAAAAGAUGAUGGAUUCGUUAUCUUUGAGUAGUAGCAAGUUUGAUGAUUCAUCUUCAUCAGCAUCCUUUGUUCCUUCGUAUAAGAAAUUGUUGGAUUCAGCUGAGAAAAGAAAUAAUAGUUUAAAGAGCCUGCAGUUUCACAUUGAGUAUACUGAGAAAAUUCUUGAAACAUAUAAGUUGUUGAGGCCUCAAAAGAAAGAUGAACAAUAUGUUAAGGAGGAUGUGAUUACAGAACCCUUUGUGCAAAUUGAUAAGGAGGAAGAGGCUGAAGUUUCUCAUGCUUUAUCUAAUUAUAGCAGCAGGAGGAAGGUUUUGGUAACCCAUGAAAACUCCAAUAUAGAUAUUACUGGAGAGAUAUUGCAGUGUUUGAGACCUGGGGCAUGGUUGAAUGAUGAGGUGAUUAAUGUGUAUCUUGAGUUGUUAAAAGAGAGAGAGAAAAGGGAGCCCCAAAAGUUCUUGAGAUGUCAUUUCUUUAACACAUUCUUUUACAAGAAGUUAAUCAGUGGCAAGGGAGGCUAUAACUAUCAAUCUGUGAAAAGAUGGACAUCCCAAAGGAAGCUGGGGUACAGCCUCUUUGAAUGUGAUAAAAUUUUUGUUCCUAUCCACCAAGAAGUACAUUGGUGUUUAGCUGUCAUCAACAAGAAGGAUGAAAAGUUCCAGUAUCUUGAUUCACUUGGAGGAAGAGAUAAUCAAGUACUGAGAGUGCUGACUAGGUACUUUAUUGACGAGGUGAAGGACAAGAAUGGGAAAGAUAUUGAUGUUAGCUCGUGGAAGCAAGAAUUUGUUGAGGACCUCCCAGAGCAAGAGAAUUGGUUUGAUUGUGGUAUGUUCAUGAUCAAAUAUGCUGAUUUCUACAGCAGAGAUAUAGGACUCCGUUUUAGUCAGGUAAACUGAUGUGCUGCAAUACUCAUGGCAGCUUUGGAUGAAAUUAUGAAAAGUGACGAGGCCAACCGGUUUCUGAGUAGGAAGGGAAUAUAAUAUUAUCAUUAUGUAUACGCACACACACAGAGAAAAACACAUUAUGUGUGUGCAGAGGCGGAGCUAGAAUUUCAAGCUUAUGGGUUCAAUAUUCUAAGCCUUUUAAGUUACUGAGUUCUAAAUUAUUAAUUUAUAACUAAUUAAUGAAUUUUUCAAGACAAAUACAGGGCUUGAACCAAAGCUACUGGGCUCGCCGAAUCCGGAGCCCCAAUGCUGGCUCCGCCCCUGUGUGUGUGAGUAUUGGGGGUUGUUAUACUAAAACUUGUCACUUAGGGUUUCAUGAUAGAAAAAAUGUGACUUUUGAUCUUCCUGUGCUAUCUGUGUUAGAAUGCAAAAAACUCUCCAGGAACUGUGUAUUGUUCACUGCUUCUCUUCUCUAUCUCUUUUAUCCCCCUGAAAACCUUCUAUGUUUGUUUCCAUGUUUUUGAAGUUCACCAAUUUCUUGGCCAUGAACAACUCUGUAGCUUGCCUAUUCCGUCCUACAUGUUAGUACUUCUUUUCGGUUAUAAAGAAUUCCAUCUCUACCAUUCAGAUGAAGGGGGCUGUAUUUUUUUCCUGGCAAGUGUUUGCAAAAAGCAGUUGGAAUGUCCUAGUUUUUUGAAGCUUAGUUUUCUUACUUUUGGAAUCUGAUAUCUUUGUUUUUCUAGUAUUUAUUUGAAAGAUAUCUGGGGACCUGGAUUGUUACCUUUCUCAACAAAAAAAAAAAGA